Columba livia (rock pigeon) is the source of this 8440-nucleotide messenger RNA. RefSeq names its product alpha kinase 3 (gene ALPK3). Gene Ontology annotation, biological process: cardiac muscle cell development; protein phosphorylation. Lineage: Eukaryota; Metazoa; Chordata; Aves; Columbiformes; Columbidae. Gene Ontology annotation, molecular function: ATP binding; protein serine/threonine kinase activity. Bases 2620 to 7062 code for a protein of 1480 amino acids. The transcript is spliced from 14 exons. Gene Ontology annotation, cellular component: nucleus. The record is from RefSeq and is a predicted model, not a curated record.
GGCCUCUACGGGCGGGGAUCGAGCAACAUGGACGGGGCGGAGGAGGCGGAGAGCGCGGCCUGGGCGGCCCGGCCCGACCGGCGCAGUUACCUGCUGGGCAUCCGGCCCCAGAACAGAAAGCCAAGUGGAGCUGAGUCUGUAGGCUGAAGAGCGAUGACCUAAGGCUGGAAGAUCAAGAUGCGGAGCUGGGCACACAGGGCUCUUCACACCCACCGCUAAGAUACAGAAUAUAUCACACGUGUGAACUUUGCUCUUCUCUGGAAACCUCCUAAACGGGCCAUUUCCCUCCCCUGUGGUUGUGUGGAGGGGGCAGCGUGGUCUCCUCUGCCCCAGCCACCUCUUGUGCCACAGCAGAGGCGCUUUCCAGGGGAUGGAGUUAAAACCGGUUCUAUCCUCAGUCUGUCUUAGCCUGGGGAGGAAGGUCUCAGGUGGACCAGGCUGUUAUCUCGCGCUUUACAGCAUGACCUGCUCCGAGGAGAGGAAGGCGGGACAGCUCUUACCAACAACUGUAUUUUCACCUUCACGGCCACAAAUAAUCUUCUGCGCACAAUCGGUUUCCAGGAAAGUGUCAACGUACGUUUGAUUGUCCAGUAUUUGCUGUGCUUUCUUCUGCUCUUUCUCAUUCCUUCGUGUCUUUCAACUCGCUACCGGUUUAAUUUGGAUCAUAAAGGCAGCGAUAAUUCAGAGUUAAAAUACACAGAUCUGAGCCCUCUUACAGGAACGUGUACCUUAAUUUAUCGUUCUCCACCUUCUCCGUUAAUGAAAUCUAGCUGUAAAUUGUUACACGCAAGUCUGUGUUCGUCUCGGCUCAAAGUAAAUCACCUACAGAAAAAAAUGCCGUAUUUCUCCAGCUCCGACAUCGAUUCGUUCCGUGACCUUGACAAGCAAAGACUCAAUACAUCCGUUUUCCACUCUGUAAAAUAACAACGUGACUCGUACAGCUCCAUAGCACUCACUUUAUCGCAGCGUUGCUGAUAGUUACUGCCAUGGUAUAUGAAACACAAACGCGCUCCUUCUGCGUGUGCAUGAAGUGCUUGAUAAGACGCGAGACACAGGGCAGGGAAAAGCUCAAGCACAACCAUGUGUACAUGGAAACUUAAUUAUUGCCUUUUAAAUGUUGAAAACGGUUCGCUCUGACAGCUGAGAAGGCGCUCGGGGUGGUUUGUAUUUGUCUCAAGCAGAGUUAACCUUGGAGGCAGAGAAGUUCAUGUGAAAUCUUACACUUGGAAGUCCGCGUGUGUAAAACAUGCCCCAUAAUGUCACGGGUCGCGGUGCCAGCCACAGGGACCGCGUGCGGGACGGCCCGGGCGGCCCCGGCCCCGGGGGCUUGUUCUCAGGAGCUUUGUGCAACGUUCCCUCUGCGAAACCACAGCACGGAGGGCUCGGCUUCGCUGCCGCCGCUUUGCUGUUUACCGGCGGAUGGCUCGGUUUUUGUCCUGCGGAAGAGCACUGAAAUGUUUCCUUUGAAAUUAAUGAAAUGAGUGACUGUUGCAGCGCGAGCAGAUCAAUUCUGUUUGUGCGUGUGAAGAUGGAGCCUCCGUGAAGCCUAUUUCGGGGUCUCCUGGGCUAUUUUGACUUCCAUACGGCGACGUGAGCUGGGAGGAGGAAGAUUUCUGUAUCUCAGGGAGAAGAAAUACAGAGAGAGGAGAAUUCCAUGGGAGGGCUUAGAGAAGGUGCUGCAUUUAGAAUUACGGGGUUUAACUUUUUAACAGUUAACUUUUCAUUACAUGGGGUGAUGUACCAGCCUGGCCCAUCAACUCGAGCAGUAUUUUAAACGACGAAAACAAGUGUUGUUGACAGUUCUGCCUCCUCCUCUUGCAGCAAGACCGAAAUUUGACAAGUGCAUGAAAAACGGGAAGACUGGCUUCACUUCCUGAGAAUAUCAGGAGCAGUUGAAGGCCUAAAACCUUUAAGAGGAUGAUCAGUGUCCAGAGGAGUUUGAAAACAUCGAAUGAAAUGGAAUUCAAAGAGCUGAGGCUGGUGGAAGGUACAUAGUAGAGGGGCAUGAUUCUCAUGGUCCGGUGUGACUGUGGUUAAUAACAAAAUCUGUGUUUUCAGGGCUUUUCGCAAGCUGUGAAAAGGUGUGAGACAACGGAGGUUUUCCUGGCCGUGCCCAGCAUUAAUGUAAUUAACACGAAGUGAAGCGCCACCUGUGCUGGUUGAAGCAUUCAGAGCUGCUUUUCCUCUCUCCGGGCUUCAAUCUCUAGUCUGAAAAGCAAAUUUUGCUCAGUUCCGCAGCAUAUUGAGGUUAAACCUCAGUUAAUGUGUGGGUCUUUGUGGUUAUGGCCUUUUUCUUUUGAUGAUAUCGGAGGUCCCCAGGAGACCCUCAGCCCGUGCUCAGCCGCGUGUCUCGGGAUGUGCGGUGAAUAAAACCCAGGCUCUGCAGAUUAAAACAAGUACCGACGAGGCUCACGGUUUGAUCACGUCCAUGAGCACAAGGUGUUCGUGGCAUCGUGGCACAGACACCUUCAUUACGCCUCUGGCUAUUGGUGCGAUUUUCUUCACGUCCGAGCCAAGUCCUGAUUCGUAUGCAAGGACGUGGGCUUAAAACCACAUUUCUGCCUAGGCCAGCGUUCUCCUGCAAUCGUUUUAGCGUCUUUGCUGCUGGCUCCUCAAGCAAUGCUGCGUCCUCAGGAUUCCUGGGGGCCAAAAGGACGUUUUUCACUUGUGUUUGGAUCCCGAAAAGCUGGGAGGAGCACCUUCUGCGCAAUCAUUUCUCAGCUGACGGAGGAAACGCAGCCGCUCUUUGAAACCACUAUCAAAUCCCGGGCUGUGUCCGAGGACUCUGACGCUAAAUUCACGUGCAUAGUGACAGGGUACCCGCAGCCAGAGGUGACGUGGUAUAAGGACGAUGAGGAGAUGGACCGGUAUUGCGGCUUGCCCAAGUAUGAGAUAUUCCGCCAUGGAAAUCGCCACACGCUGCAGUUGUACAAGUGCCGAGAGGAAGACGCAGGCAUUUACCAAGCCUCGGCCAGGAAUAACAAAGGCAUCGUCACCUGCUCUGGCGUGCUGGAAGUGGGAACCAUGACGGAGUUCAAAAUCCAUCAGAAGUGGUUUGAGAAAAUUAAGAGGAAAGCCGAAGCGAAGUUACGAGAGAUAGAACAGGGCAAGAAGCGAGGGAAAGAGAACGUGGAGGUGGAGAAGUUGCAAGGAAUGAGUCCCGAUCGACUCCAGCGGAAGCGGAGGCUGGCCAGGGAUCUGAACCUCCGGUCCGGAGCCUCUCUGUGGGAGAAGGAGGACGCAGCAAAAGUGCACGUUGCUGAUUCUCAGUCCAGAUUACGUGAGGAUAUUGCUGAGCCGAAGGAGCAGCCGGUCAGCGGGAUGACGGGUUUUACAAACACGCUGAUGGCACCUUUGAAAGCAGAGGUGACCACCAACGGAGACGCCUCUUUGGAAGGUGUGGAGGAGAACGGGUACGGCUUCCUCGCGUACAUCUACGAGACGGUAGAGGACCUAGCCGGUAAGCCGAUGGCCAAAGACUCUGCGGCUAAAAAGAAAAAGAAGGUGGAGGCUCCUCCGGCAGCAAAGAAGGAAGUUUCCAAGCGAGAAGAAAGUGGGCGCGAGAGGGCCAACCCCUCUCCAAACGCGCGGUUUGCCCCUCCUGUCCCCUUACGCAGGAGCGCACGUUUGAGGGCGGCGAAUGAUCAAGAAGUGGAAAGCAGUCCGCAAAUCCAAGAGCCCGGGAAAGCUGUGAACCAGGACGCUAAAAUCAAUGGUGACGUGCGCUUCUCUUUGAGAGAGAUGUAUUUUGAUACCGAGGUGAAGCCGGCAACAGGGCAGGGGGAGGCGGGAGCCAAGGAAGAGGCUGCGGACGGGGCGGUCAGCAAGCAGACAGAGGCUGCCCCGUCGUCCGCAGAGGUGUCGGAGGCAGCGCCUGUGCCAUCCAUGGGACAGAGAGGCCACCACCGAGCGCAGGAGGCGGAGGGAAACAAAGCCGUCGGUCCAGAGGUUGCAGCAACAGUGGGACAGUCUGCUGAUGACCCAAAGCAUCCAGUGUCCGCUCCAGCCGUAGAGACGGGUCAGCAAGCCAAGAAGGUAGAGGAGCUCAGGAAAGAGACGCCUGUCACCCCACAGUCCAGGGGGGCCGGGAAAAGGACAAAUCCUCGGCUGAGGCCUCAGGAGCCACCAAAGCCACCAGCACCUUCUCCAGAUCACGUGCAGCCCAGCGAGGAGCACCCUCCCCCUAGGAAACAGGCAGAAGGACAUUCCGGUGCUCUUGAGGGCAGAAAGACCCAACAAGGACUGUUAAAACAAGAGGACAAAAGCCAAGGCGAGGAAGAGCCGUUGCUAAAGAAAUCGAGUCCUCCAGAGCUUGGUCAAAAUGCUCCUCUGGAGCAAAUCGCCCGUGAGCCAGCAGUCAAGGAUGGGACGAGCAAAGAGGCAGGAGCAGAGCUGCUCAGGAGCCCCCGUGCUGCAGAGGCGGGAGGGAGCAUCAUGGCAGAGCCGUCUCCCGGGGCUGUGCGCAGGGAGGCUGGAGGGACAUCUCUGGGACAUCAGGAGCCUGGAACACCAUCUCCCGCACCAGUUCCGCUUGCCAAGGAAGAGCCGCGUCCCGCUCCUGCGGCAGAGACAUCAAUGGCACAGGAGGCACCGCGUGCAGCUCACAGCGUCCCAGGGGUGAAGGUGACAGCAGAACAGGUCCCGACUGGGGCCCAGCGGCUGCCUCCUGUGAGCAGAGACACGGAAGUCAAAAAUGCAGAUGGAUCUGCCCCGCAGGAGGAGUUUUCAGCCAGCACGUUGGGGAAAGAGAGCACUAAAGCAGCGCCCAUGGGACCUCCAGGGAGGAAAGGAGGAGAGCAACCGGCCACGGCUCCGCGCCAGGAACCGCCAGCACCUGCAGGCGCUUUUGACAGAGGUGUUGAAGUUCAGCCGCAGGUACCGCCGGUCCUGCCUGCCCCCGAGAGACCUCAGGAGAUGUCUUUGGAGGAGAAGAUGCAGCACAAAAACCUUGUUUCCUCCUUGAAGAACUAUCUGCUGCUGCUUUUAAAAAUGUCAGACAGCAGUAAGGACGCCACAAAAGAAGACACUGACCCCAGGGAUGAGGAGCAGCCCGAUGCAGAAGUCGCACUCCCGGAGAUAGGCAUCGCAGGCCUGAGCCCCCGCACCUCCAGGAGGGUUUUGGAAAAGGUACAAAACAAUCAGCUCUUCCAGACAGCAGAGAACUUGCCUCUGACCCCCAGGACAUCCAGGCGGAUCACGGGCAUGAUUAACGAAGAAUUCAUCAGCAGCAAGGAGAUGCUGGCUGCCAGGCCUGUGCCACCGAAGAGGCGCAGCCGGGCGGCUCCGGAGGCGGAGGGGCCACUCCAGCUCCCUGUGCCCGCCAUCGUGGUGGGCAGCAUGCCGGCAGCAGGAGCAGGGCAGCCUCCUCAGAAUAUUUCCAACUUUCCUCCCGUGGGCCCCGAAAAAGAGAGCCCUGGCGACCCUCUGGCAGCGCUGCCCUGCGCCACGCCGGAGGAGCUCGCGUCCGGGGCCCGGCGCAAAAUCUACCUGCCAAAAACCAAGCAGAUGGGGGAGGAAGAGGAGGCGACCCCAGAGAGCCCAGGGCAUCUGAGGAGUCCUACCGUUUCACCACGGCAAUCCAGGAAGAACGCGGCUGCGCUGCAGUGUCCUGUGCCAGCUCCGUCCCCUCCCGCAGAGCAGCGCUCGCCAGCCCUCGGGAGGAAAAUGGCCACGCUGGAGGUUCCCAAGCUGUACGAGGAGCCCGUAGGUGACAGCGCUGGUGACCACGAGGGCCCUGAAGAUGCUAAGUCAGAAGCACAGCCAGCAGAGUCCAAGAAAGCCAAUAACCCAUUUAAAGCUCCACAGGUGAUCCGGAAGAUCAGGGCAGAACAAUUUUCUGACGCGUCAGGACACCUGAAACUUUGGUGCCAGUUCUUCAAUAUUUUGAGUGAUUCAAAGCUGAUAUGGUACAAGGACGAGAUCCCUGUAGCCGAAGCCCAAAGGAGCGCCGGAGACGAGGGCCAGGCAGCCCUGGCCGUUGUGCAGGCGUCCCAGAAGGACUGCGGGGUCUACCGCUGUGUGAUCAGCAACGAGUACGGCACUGACGCCACCGAUUUCCUGCUCAGCCCAGAAGUGCUGUCGGGAUUUAUCUUGCGGGAAGAGAUCGAAGUCGGGGAGGAGAUCGAGAUGACACCCAUGGUGUUCGCCAAGGGUUUGGCCGACUCAGGCUACUGGGGCGAUAAGCUCUUCGGGCGCGUGGUGAGCGAGGACGUGGAAGUGGGCGCUGGUUUCCUGCGCAAAGCCUGCCGUGCCAGAGCCAUCUACGGCCUGGAGCCCGUCUUCGAGUCCGGCCGCACCUGCGUCAUCAAAGUGCACAAUUUCAUUGUCUUUGGGACCAAGAACGAGAACAGCCUCAUCGAGAAGAACUACGAUAUCACCAUCCAGGAAUGUAAAAUCCAGAACUCCAGCCGCGAAUACUGCAAGAUCUUUGCUGCCGAGGCACGAGCUGUCCCUGAUUUUGGAGCGGUGCCCGAGAUAAUUCCUCUGUACCUGAUUUACCGACCGUCUAACAACAUCCCUUAUGCCACGAUGGAGGAGGACCUGGGCGGGCCCUGUGAGCAGUACUGUGUCACUGAGAGAGAUGGCAGCUUGGUGGCACGAGGCACCUCGGAGAUCAUACUCAAAUGCUGCACCUUCCAGCAUUGGGUCUACCAGUGGACAAAUGGAAACAUCCUUGUGACUGACAUGGAAGGAGUGGGCUGGAAGAUGACCAACGUGCGGAUCGCUACCAACCUGAAAGGGUACCAGGGGCUGAAGGAGAGCUGCUUUCCCUCCCUGCUGGAGCAAUUCGCCGCCGCUCACCAGUGUAACCACUACUGCAGCAUCCUGGGCCUGAAGCCACUGGAGCCACCCAAGCCCAAGGGCUCCAAGAGCCCCUCCAUGGGUCGGAAAUCUGCCCAGUCCAGCCCCCAACUCCAGAAGAAGGGGCUGGCGAGUCCCCAGGGCACCCGCAAGGCUGCUGUGAGCCCCAAGAGCUCCCGGAGAGCUGCCGAAACGGGGGAGGCCCCAGCAGCCUCCAAACCCGGCUCAGGAGAGAGCGUUGAGCCUGGCCACCCGCAGUAGCUGGAGCCGCUGCGGCUGGGACCCCCAGCUGCAGACCCCCGGGUCUGGACCCCCAGCCAGGGCAGCGCGGGGCCGGGCUGGGAAGGGGAGACCCUGGCAGCGGCCGCUGCCGCCGCUCCCCUCCCUUGGGCUCCCGCCCCGUGGCACUUGCGUGGUGUGGUGUGUGCUAGUGUGAGCGGCUCGGCUGGGGUCACGGGGGGCUGUGAGCCGUGGGGGGCACAGGUCUCCCCCAAAUACCUCUUGACGAGCUGCUGCUGGUGGUGGAGCCUGCAGGGCCGUGUGCCGUGCGCUCAGGAUCACUUUCCUUUCGUGACUCUCUGUUUGCCUUCCUUAAGGGACAGGCCAUCAUCCCCGCUGCCUUGGGCUCCCUGCCUGGCUCCCCUGGGCAAACUGGGAGCCCGGGCUGCCCUCCUGGCUCCCAGCACCUCUUGUCCCUCUUUGCGUCCUCCAAAAAGCCACCGCGCCAAGCCCCGCCAGCAGUCCGUGUCCAGGAUGUGAAGCCCAGCAGCACCCCGGCGGUCCCGCCUGUGCCGGCACACCAGGAUUUAGGAGGUUUUGCUGCAGAGGGGUGUCGUGGUUGAGCUGCAGGGCUCCUGCUGCUCUUGUGCGGGGCUCUGGAUGCAGGACACGGGUGUUGCUACUGGCAGCUGCACAGGGAUGGGAUUUCGCACCCCCGGCCCCCCUGCGGCCUGGGGUGAGCCUCUCACCCCCUCGCAGGGUGGCUACUGAGGACAGUGCUGCUGCAGGUGCCACCAGCGCCGUGGUAAGGAUGCUCUACCUCACACGGGACACCCGGGGCAAAGGGGAGACCCCUCCUGUGUGCCAGGCGCUGCUUUGGCACAGGCGAGUGUCCAGCCCGCAGGACUCACCCCCACACAGGGCCCGUCCGCCCCGCACAGCCUCACAGCGCGGCCUGGUCCUGCUUGCUUAGCAUCACCCCUGCUUGGGACGUGUCCGACCCCCGUGGCAGCAGGAGGCAGCCGUGGACACGAACUGAUGCUCUCACUGGAAGGUAAAGCGCCCUGCGGUGCACCCAGCCUCCCUCAUGGCCGUCGGCUCACUCAGGCGUGUGGUGGCCACCGGAGCGUGGCCGUGGGCAGCCGGGCCUGCGCAGAGCCCUGUGCUGCCUGGCCGUGCCAGAGCAUCGCCUCCCUGCGCCACAGAGCGCCGCCUCCCUGCGCGGGAGCACCAGCGGUGCCACCCGCACGCCUGGCCAAGGCCUGGGUGUCCAAAGGGCGGCUGGGUGCAGGCCAGCGGGGAGCGCAGCACGCUGCGGGGUCCUGGUGCUUCGUUGUUGUAAAAUAACCAUGUACAUAACGCGGCCGCGUUGGUGAAUGGGUGCUCUCGAGUGCAAUAAAGCGCAAAGGACUGGCCUGUU